UUCGAUGAUGUUACUUCACAAGUUAUAAUAACCAAUAACCAACCCUAGCUUUCUUCCUCAACGAGGUUCACUUCAAAAACUCUCAGAAUAUUCGAUCUGCAACCAUGGCGUCAAGAAAGACCGAUAACCCCCAAUACGGUGACGGUGCCAGUCCCGGAAAAAUCUUCAUCGGAGGGUUAGCCAAAGAUACAACCCUAGAAACGUUCGUGAAGUACUUCGAAAGGUAUGGAGAGAUAACAGAUUCCGUUAUCAUGAAGGAUCGACAAACGGGUCGACCCAGAGGGUUUGGGUUCAUUACUUAUGCGGAUCCUUCUGUGGUUGAUCAAGUUAUUCAGGAGAACCACAUCAUCAAUGAUAAGCAGGUUGAAAUCAAGAGGACCAUUCCAAAGGGUGCAUCACACACUAGUGACUUCAAAACUAAGAAGAUUUUUGUAGGUGGGAUUCCAGCAGCAGUAUCUGAAGAUGAGCUGAAGAACUUCUUCUCUAAGCAUGGAAAUGUUGUGGAGCACGAGAUAAUACGUGACCACGCCACUAAAAGAUCUCGUGGAUUUGGUUUUGUAGUGUUUGAUAAUGAUAAGGUUGUGGAUACUUUGUUAGCUGAUGGGAACAUGAUUGAUAUGGACGGUACUCAGGUUGAGAUCAAGAAGGCUGAACCAAAGAAAUCCUCAAGUUCAGCUUCUUUUCCUCCAUUUGGUAGUGACUCUAGGUCACGUUCUUACAAUGAUGGUUUUGGUGGAUUUGGUGAUUCGUAUGGAGGUUUUCCUGGUGGAGGUUAUGGCCCUGCAUCUUAUAGGUCACUUGGAGGUUACACUGCUAGGCUUAGCGAUUAUGGUGGAUAUGGAGGUGGAGAUGACUUCAGUGGUGGUUUUGGAGGUUAUGGGGGCAGUGGUGGUGCUGGUGGUUAUGCAGGCUAUAGAGGAGAAUCAUCAUUUGGCUACUCUGGCCGCUAUGGGUCGUACAUGGGUGGCCUUGGUGGUGGAUAUGGUGGUAGUGGGUUAGGCCCAUAUGGGAGAGGUGGUGCGGGCUAUGGAAGUUAUGGUGGUUCAGGCACUGGUGGAGGUUAUGAAUCUGGCCCUGGUGCUGGUUUUGGUGGAACAGGAGGACUCUAUUCUAGUAGGGGAGGAUAUGGGGGCGGUAGUCGUUACCAUCCUUACACAAGAUAGUUUUAUGAUUAAGCUUUGUAGUAGAAUUUGCAUGCAGGUUUAAGCAUUUUCUAGAUACAAGGCACUUACUUCAGGUGGGCACUCUCUAGAAGUCAGAUGAACCACUAGCAUGUCUGUUUUAAUCAAUUGCUUAGACAACCGAAGAUAGAACAACAACAUCUAGAGCUUUCUGAACAACAUCUAGAGCUUCCCAUCAGUCAUCAGCCAUAUACAAUCAUAGUUAGAUUAUGCUUUUAUGUGAUAAUCAGAUGCUUGAAAGUUAGACUGUUGUGAUUAUGGAUACCAGUUUUAGUUAGAAUCACAAAGUUGUGUGAAUGUGUACUAUUUUAGGUUACGCCUAUUAGAAUUUUGUUUGAAAGAGUACUUUGUUCAUGAUCUAUCCAGUAGUUAUGCUUGGUGAGCUUA
Lathyrus oleraceus (garden pea) is the source of this 1568-nucleotide messenger RNA. RefSeq names its product heterogeneous nuclear ribonucleoprotein 1. Gene Ontology annotation, biological process: regulation of gene expression. Gene Ontology annotation, molecular function: RNA binding. The coding region runs from base 105 to 1163 and encodes 352 amino acids. NCBI's taxonomy places the organism in Eukaryota, Viridiplantae, Streptophyta, Magnoliopsida, Fabales, Fabaceae. The transcript has 6 exons. Gene Ontology annotation, cellular component: chromatin; nucleoplasm. The record is from RefSeq and is a predicted model, not a curated record.